AUGGCCCUGCAAGCUGCUUCUUUGGUCUCCUCUGCUUUCUCUGUCCGAAAAGACGCAAAAUUGAAUGUUUCUUCAUCAUCUUUCAAGGACUCGAGUCUAUUUGGUGUCUCCAUUGCCGACCAAAUCAAAUCCGAACAUGUCUCUUCCUCAUUGAGAUUCAAGAGAGAACAUAGCUUGAGGAAUGCAGCAAUUCGAGCCCAAACCGCUGCGACUUCAAGUCCCUCGAUCACAAAAUCAUCCGUGGACAGCAAGAAAACGCUGAGGAAAGGAAACGUUGUGGUCACGGGAGCCUCGUCUGGGUUAGGUCUAGCCACGGCAAAAGCUCUUGCCGAGACAGGGAAAUGGCACGUGAUAAUGGCGUGCAGAGACUUCCUUAAAGCGGAGAGAGCCGCUAAAUCCGCAGGGAUGCCUAAAGACAGCUACACGGUGAUGCAUUUAGACUUGGCCUCUUUGGACAGCGUGAGGCAAUUCGUUGAUAACUUUAGGAGAUCGGAGAUGCCUCUCGAUGUUUUGGUCUGCAACGCUGCUGUUUAUUUCCCGACAGCUAAAGAGCCUACUUACAGUGCAGAAGGGUUUGAGCUUAGCGUUGCUACGAAUCAUUUGGGACAUUUUCUUCUCGCGAGGCUGUUGCUUGAUGACUUGAAGAAAUCUGAUUACCCUUCGAAGCGUCUCAUUAUCGUCGGAUCCAUCACCGGGAACACCAAUACAUUGGCCGGUAAUGUACCACCGAAGGCGAAUCUUGGCGAUUUGAGGGGUUUAGCUGGCGGAUUGAACGGAUUAAACAGCUCAGCGAUGAUUGAUGGAGGAGAUUUCGACGGUGCAAAGGCUUACAAAGACAGUAAAGUCUGCAAUAUGUUGACGAUGCAAGAGUUCCACAGGCGUUACCAUGAAGAUACCGGAAUUACAUUCGCUUCGCUGUACCCUGGUUGCAUCGCCUCCACGGGUUUAUUCAGAGAGCACAUUCCGCUUUUCCGUACCCUCUUCCCUCCAUUUCAGAAGUACAUCACUAAAGGAUAUGUCUCCGAGACAGAGUCUGGCAAAAGACUUGCUCAGGUGGUGAGUGAUCCGAGCUUAACGAAAUCAGGGGUUUACUGGAGCUGGAACAAGGCCUCGGCUUCUUUUGAGAACCAGUUAUCAGAAGAAGCAAGCGAUGUUGAGAAGGCUCGCAAAGUGUGGGAGAUCAGUGAGAAGCUCGUUGGCUUGGCCUAA
This is a messenger RNA of Thlaspi arvense, 1209 nucleotides long. NCBI's taxonomy places the organism in Eukaryota, Viridiplantae, Streptophyta, Magnoliopsida, Brassicales, Brassicaceae. The record is from the annotation of a GenBank genome assembly.